UCUCCCUAUUCUUCUUAUCUCACGCUUCAUCUUUCCGUUUCCUAGGGCUAAGGAAAGCCUGUUCUUUAGGCAGAGGACGAGAGCCAAUCCUGGUUGAAGAAGCCAUCGUCUCCUUCUUCGAUGUGGUAACCGCCUUUGUUUCGAGUGGAUCUGUCAGACAUGGAAUCUGCAGUAUUGAAACCAAUCAGCAGCAUGGCUGCCGGCGGGCAAGCGGUGCUGGCGAACACGCCAUGCGCUGGCUGCAAAUUUCUCCGGCGAAAAUGCCAGCAAGAUUGCAUCUUUAAGCCCUAUUUUCCGCCGGACCAACCUCAGAAAUUUGUGAACGUGCACCGCGUCUUCGGGGCCAGCAACGUCUCCAAGAUCCUCAACGAGCUGAGCCCGUUCGAGCGGGAGGCAGCCGUGAACUCGCUCUUUUUCGAGGCGGAGAUGCGCCUGCGUGACCCCAUUAAGGGCUGCGUGGGCAUCAUCUCGUUGCUCCAACGCAAACUCCGUCAGCUCCAGAUCGAUCUCUUCACCGCUCAAUCUGAACUCGUGAAAUGCCAGUCGCAACUGCAGCAGAAGCAGCAGCAACAUCAAAAGAUGAUGAUGAUGCGAGGCUAUGCAGCGGAGAUGGUUGGGUCGUUUGGGAGGCCGAGUCUGGCUGUAGGGGACGAUCACCAGCACAACACUCUCGGAGCAAUUUCUUAAAUGUUCAUGCAUCUUCAUUGCUUGUACUUGCAUGCGCCAUUGAUUUCAGAAUGUUCUCCCUCUCUCUCUCUCUCUUUUUGUUCUAUUUUUUUUUAUUUUGUAAGAGGGGAUUUAGGGUUCAUGCAAGCUAGAAAUUUAGUAGAUGGAUGGAAUAUUGGGUGUUUGAGUUUGGGAAGAAGUUGGCCAUAGGGGUCUUUGGCAUAUAUAAGACAUUGUUAAUUUGGAAGGAAAAUGGUUGGUGUGUACACUUAU
This is a messenger RNA of Dendrobium catenatum, 939 nucleotides long. RefSeq names its product protein ASYMMETRIC LEAVES 2-like. Lineage: Eukaryota; Viridiplantae; Streptophyta; Magnoliopsida; Asparagales; Orchidaceae. The record is from RefSeq and is a predicted model, not a curated record. Bases 160 to 687 code for a protein of 175 amino acids. The transcript is spliced from 2 exons.